Peromyscus californicus insignis is the source of this 537-nucleotide messenger RNA. Its product is annotated as acidic mammalian chitinase-like. Gene Ontology annotation, biological process: chitin catabolic process; carbohydrate metabolic process. Lineage: Eukaryota; Metazoa; Chordata; Mammalia; Rodentia; Cricetidae. The record is from RefSeq and is a predicted model, not a curated record. The coding region runs from base 1 to 537 and encodes 178 amino acids. Gene Ontology annotation, molecular function: chitinase activity; chitin binding. Gene Ontology annotation, cellular component: extracellular region. The transcript is spliced from 6 exons.
AUGGAAAUAGCAGCAGACCUACAGCCCAUCAUUAGUUGGAGCUUGGUGACAUCUGAAGAAGAGCGAGAAAAAGGUCUGGCCCUUCUGCUGAAUGCUCAUCUGGGGUCUACCUACAAUCUGGUAUGCUACUUCACCAACUGGGCCCAGUAUCGGCCAGGCCUGGGGCGUUUCACACCUGAUGACAUCGACCCUUGCCUGUGUACUCACCUGAUCUAUGCCUUUGCUGGGAUGCAGAACAAUGAGAUCACUACCAUAGAAUGGAAUGACAUUGAAUUCUACAAAGCUUUCAAUGGCCUGAAAAACAGGAAUAGCGAAUUGAAAACCCUCUUGGCCAUUGGAGGCUGGAACUUUGGAACUGCACCUUUCACUGCCAUGGUCUCCACUUCUCAGAACCGCCAGACCUUCAUCACUUCAGUAAUCAAAUUCCUGCGCCAGUAUGGGUUUGAUGGCUUGGACCUGGACUGGGAAUACCCAGGCUCUCGUGGGAGCCCUCCUCAGGACAAGCAUCUCUUCACUGUCCUGGUGAAGGUUCAUUGA